AUGAUAUUUAUGGAGUUUUACCAUUUGUAGCACCUGAGGUUUUAAGAGGUCAACCUUAUUCUUUAGCUAAAUUAUUAGCUGGAAUUACUCCAUUUAAUAAUGAAGCUCAUGAUUUUAAAUUAGCUUUAAGUAUUUGUAAAGGUAAACGUCCUAAAAUUAUUGAUAAUAUUCCACAAUGUUAUAUAAGUUUAAUAAGAAAAUGUUGGGAUAAGGAUCCAUCAAAAAGACCAACUGCAUUAGAAAUUAAAAAACUUAUUGAAAAUUG
This is a messenger RNA of Funneliformis geosporum, 265 nucleotides long. The record is from the annotation of a GenBank genome assembly. NCBI's taxonomy places the organism in Eukaryota, Fungi, Glomeromycota, Glomeromycetes, Glomerales, Glomeraceae.